Messenger RNA from Nannizzia gypsea CBS 118893, 342 nucleotides. RefSeq lists its product as hypothetical. Bases 1 to 342 code for a protein of 113 amino acids. Lineage: Eukaryota; Fungi; Ascomycota; Eurotiomycetes; Onygenales; Arthrodermataceae. The record is from RefSeq and is a predicted model, not a curated record. Gene Ontology annotation, cellular component: NatC complex. The transcript has 2 exons.
AUGGAGAGAGACGAAGCGCGGGAGUACCUUGAGAGCUUGGUGGACAAGGUCCUCCGUGUACACACCUCGGACUCGCGAGUGUUCGUAGGUUUGUUCAAAUGCACAGAUAACGAACGAAAUAUGAUACUGAGCACCACGCAUGAGUAUCGCUGCCCAACUGAGCCAGCUCUUGCUGAGCAAGUCUCUUCAGAAGAGACAGAGGGCCCUAAGGGAGCCAGCAACGAACCACUUGAUCUCACGGCUGACAUGUCCCGGCGGUUCAUUGGACUGGUUGUGAUCCCGGGCCAGCACAUCACAAAGAUCGAGCUUGAUCAAUCUACAAGAGGUGCACAAAGUGGCUGA